AUGGACGAUUCUUACUUCGUGCUCAACGUCAGGCAAGAGCAGCAUAGGGCACAGUUUAACUUCGAUGCUAUACCACUCACCAGAAUCUGUAAAAUCUCUAUGUACGGUAGGGGUGGAACUACACUAAUGUUUACAACCCGUAUUUCAUCAAAAAAGCUCGGAGAAGGUGUAGUGGAGGCCCACAAGGACUUUGUCAAGGAAUCUCCCACAUUUUUCGCCUUUUUCAAGAAAGAAAAUCGAUCAAAGAAUCUCAAACAAGAUGGUUCGCACUUGACUGUUUUUCUCUACGACUACAGUCGAGUGGUGCUGUCUGGCGGCGAUGGCGACUACUAUCAUGCAUCCUACGUUGACGGAUGUGUCAAAAAAAAUCAGUACAUUAUGGCUCAAGCUCCGUUCGAUAGCGACACACAGGCGGAUUUCUUUCGAAUGCUCAGCCAAGUACAGAUCGACGCAUUAGUUGUGAUGGGCGAUCCCAGUGAUGAAACCUUCAAGUUUCUGUUCCCUGAAGACGGUACCUAUGGAGAUGUAUCGGUGAGAAUAGAAAGCGGAGAUGAAGCUGAAGGAUACGUCCUUCGAAAUUUAACUGUAAACAAAGUAGAAUUAAAAGCGUAUUGUAUUACGAGCUGGACUGUCGAUUCUGAGCCACCAAAAGGAUUUCUGGGCAUCCACGAAAAGAUUCGGAGUGCAAUAGGGUUAAAUCUAAAAAACGCCCUAAUGCUGAUCUGUAAGGACGGCUGUGCUCGAAGUGGCCUUUUCUGCUUACUGGAUACCGAAUCGGAGAGGCUCCGAACCAAAGGACGGCUUAGAUUCACGGAAACUGUAAAACAUAUACGUUUCCAUCGAAGCAAUUGCUUUGACACCCAAGAACUAUUUGAAGCUGGCUGGUCAAUGGUCAUGGAACUUGCCAAGCAGAAGAAGAGCCCAUAA
Haemonchus placei is the source of this 927-nucleotide messenger RNA. NCBI's taxonomy places the organism in Eukaryota, Metazoa, Nematoda, Chromadorea, Rhabditida, Trichostrongylidae. The record is from the annotation of a GenBank genome assembly.